AUGAAGGCAGAAAUUGCUACUUAUGUGAGCAAAUGUUUGACUUGUUCUAGAGUAAAGGCAGAACAUCAAAAGCCUUCAGGUUUACUUCAACAACCGGAAAUACCUGAAUGGAAAUGGGAGCAGAUAUCAAUGGACUUCAUCAAUAAGUUACCUAAAACUCCUAGUGGGUCCGACACUAUUUGGGUGAUAGUCGAUAGGUUGACUAAGUCCGCCCAUUUCUUACCAAUUAAGGAGAACGACAAGAUGGAGAAGCUAACUAGAAUUUAUCUUAAGGAAAUUUUUCAGAUUGCAUGGAGUUCCAAAUUCUAUUAUUUCUGA
Messenger RNA from Lactuca virosa, 318 nucleotides. Lineage: Eukaryota; Viridiplantae; Streptophyta; Magnoliopsida; Asterales; Asteraceae. The record is from the annotation of a GenBank genome assembly.